Molecule: messenger RNA, 1062 nt
Organism: Knipowitschia caucasica
Lineage: Eukaryota; Metazoa; Chordata; Actinopteri; Gobiiformes; Gobiidae
Source: the annotation of a GenBank genome assembly
AUGUCCCAGUCGGCUCAGACAAUCCACAAUUGGAUCCGAGGACACGACAAAGUACCAGGGGCCUGGACACUCAUGGACGGCCAGCCUGUUACCCUGUAUGGCUCCUCUCUGCUGGGGGCCUCAGUCCCGGAUGGAGACCCAGUGCAGGUGGAGGGAGCGUCUCAAUCUGCGGUCGUGUCCAAGAGCGGGCUGGUGCUGUACGGCACUGACGGCAACGCGGUCCUGGUGAAGAACCUUCUGUUUGAAGAUGGAAAGAUGAUUCCUGCGUCUAAAUACUUUUCUUCUGGAGAAUCGUCGAGUUUGGAGCUGACGGAGGAAGAGACCAAGACCUCAGAGCAGAUCAGGCUGAUCUGGAAGGGCAUCCUGAGUAAUGUGGCGGCUGUUGAGGACUCUACAGACUUCUUCAAAUCUGGAGCUGCUUCCAUGGACGUGGUCAGGCUGGUGGAGGAGGUGAAGCAGAUGUGUCCGUCGGUGCUGCUGCAGAACGAGGACGUGUACAUGGCCUCCACUUUCCAGGAUUUCAUUCAGAUGUUUGUGAGGAAGCUGAGAGGAGAGGACCAGGAGGAGCAGCUGGUAGUGGACUAUGUUUCUAAAGAAGCCAACAACAUGACGGUGAACAUGCCGCACCAGUGCUUCAUCAACGGAAAGUUUGAGGACGCUGAAAACCAGAAGACGUACGCCACGGUGAACCCCACGGACGGAUCGGUGAUCUGUAAGGUAUCGUACUGUUCGGUGGGGGAUGUGGAUCGUGCUGUAGCUGCCGCUAAAGAAGCGUUUGAGGAGGGGCCCUGGGGCCGAAUGAACCCGAGGGACCGAGGCAGCCUGCUCUACAGACUAGCAGACCUGAUGGAGCAGUACCAGGAGGAGCUGGCCACCAUCGAGUCCCUGGACUCUGGAGCCGUGUACACUUUGGCCCUGAAGACCCACGUGGGCAUGUCUAUCCAGACCUUCAGAUACUUCGCCGGCUGGUGCGACAAGAUCCAGGUGAGAAACCCUCCUGCCUCUCUGCGACAAGAUCCAGGUGAGAAACCCUCCUGCCUCUCUGCGACAAGAUCCAGGUGA